This is a messenger RNA of Rubroshorea leprosula, 2092 nucleotides long. Lineage: Eukaryota; Viridiplantae; Streptophyta; Magnoliopsida; Malvales; Dipterocarpaceae. The record is from the annotation of a GenBank genome assembly.
AGCUGUUUCUCUUCCAAAAUCUCAAAAAUGGAGAUGGGUUUGGUUUCCAAGGAUUCAAGCUGGUGGGUAUUCACUCUUCCGGCCUUCUUUGGGUCCCAAAGGCUUCUUGAUGGCUACGUUUUCUUUUCUUUUGUUAUGGCCGUCGUGUCUCUUGCCCUUCUCACUUGGACUUUUGCCGUUGGCGGCGUUGCAUGGAAAAACGGAAGGAAUCGAAAAGGUCAGAUGCCCAUCCCUGGACCUAGGGGUCUCCCUGUUUUUGGUUCCCUUCUCACUUUGAGUCGUGGCCUGGCUCACCGAUCCCUCGCUACCAUGGCUUGGUCCGGUGGCAAUACCCAGCUUAUGGCUUUCAGCCUCGGCUCGACCCCUGUCGUCGUUGCUUCUGACCCCCACACCGCUCGGGAAAUCUUGACUUCUCCUCACUUCGCCGACCGACCUAUCAAGCAGUCAGCUAAGAGCCUCAUGUUCAGCCGCGCUAUUGGGUUCUCGCCAAACGGAACUUACUGGCGGCUUCUUAGAAGAAUUGCCUCGUCACAUCUCUUCUCUCCGAGGCGCAUUUCAGCACACGAAGUUGGACGCCAGCGAGACUGCACCAUCAUGCUGCGCAACAUUGAAGCCGAGCAGAAACUCCACGGAUUUGUCUCUCCAAGGAAGCACCUUCAGUUUGCUGCCCUAAACAAUAUCAUGGGUGGCGUCUUCGGAAAAAGGUAUGACGGUGAAAAUGAUGUCACAGAGCUAAAGGAGCUCAAGGAAAUGGUUAAGGAAGGGUUUGAGCUUCUGGGUGCAUUUAACUGGUCCGACUAUCUUCCAUGGUUGAGUUAUUUUUACGACCCGUUUCGCAUCAAUGAACGCUGCCAGAAACUCGUCCCCCGAGUCAGGAAACUCGUCAAAUGCAUCAUUGAAGACCACCGUCACCGGGAUUCUGAAAAACUCUCAGAUAACGCUGAUUUCGUUGAUGUUCUGCUAUCUCUGGAAGGUGAAGAGAAACUUCAAGAGGAUGACAUGGUGGCUGUAUUAUGGGAAAUGAUAUUUAGGGGUACUGAUACGACUGCUUUGUUGACCGAGUGGAUCAUGGCUGAGAUGGUGUUGCACCCGGAUGUACAAGCCAAACUGCAUUCCGAGAUUCACGGUGCCGUGGGGAGCAGCGGGAGUAUUACCGACGCCGAUGUUGCAAAGCUGCCUUACCUUCAGGCAGUGGUGAAGGAAACGCUUCGUAUCCAUCCACCUGGCCCACUCCUUUCCUGGGCCCGGCUUUCCACAUCAGACGUACAGCUCAGCAAUGGCAUGCUAAUCCCCGCCAACACGACUGCCAUGGUGAAUAUGUGGGCCAUAGCUCACGAUCCCCGCGUCUGGGAAGACCCCCUGAAGUUCAGGCCGGAGAGGUUCUUAGAGGCCGACGUGGACGUCAGAGGUAGUGACCUGAGGCUGGCACCGUUCGGGGCCGGGCGUAGGGUGUGCCCCGGAAAGAAUCUGGGACUGGUGACGGUGAGCCUGUGGGUGGCGAAGUUGGUGUUGCAUUUCGAGUGGGUCCCAGAGACGGCGCACCCGCUGGAUCUGAACGAGGUUUUGAAGCUGUCUUGUGAGAUGAAGCAUCCGUUGUGUGCGGUGGCUGUGGGAAGAGGUGGUGUUCCGUUUUAGCUGUUAUGGGUCUUUUAUUAUUAUUUUCUCGGUUUUCGCCCUGUUUUACCUGUUAUGGUUAGGAUCUUAUGAAUAGGUUUAGCUAAUUAUGUUCUCUAAUCAAGCUGACGUCGAGAUGUAUAUCUUGCUAAAUCUAUCUAAGUUAUUCCUUACUCGGUUUAUAAUUAUAUAAUAUAAUAUAAUUAGGUAAUUUAGGAGCAAUUUAUGAAAACAUAUGUUGUGCGGGAGGUCUAGUUUUUGGAGGGAUGGGAUUGUUAGGACUCCUGAUGCACCUGUUAGUCUCUCUCAAACUCUAAUGGUGAAAUAUAUUUUGCCAUUUUUGUUCUAGUAAUCAUGCUCAUAGGUAUUUUAUUAGUAACGCUUUCGAAGGAGGUCCAAAUAGUGAUGAAGUUCAAAGGCCAACACUAACAACCCUAGCUAGCUCUUAGUUUUAUUUAAAUCAAGUUCUAAUGCCAAC